AUGGCCAAUGCCUCCCGCGCAGGCGUCGCGCACUCGCAGCAUCGCCGCCCAGGCUCGCGCAUCGUGCCUGCCAUUCCCUACCGCCUCUCCAAGGCCCAGCCAUCAGCACGACCCAUCACGCCUGAAGAGUCGACCAAGGGCACCGCCGUUCCGCCCACCGAGCUGCCCCCGGACCAGCAGCACCACCAGCAGGAGGGACAGUCGCCGCAGCAGGAACAGCAUGACCAGCAAGAUGAUGAGCUCUCGCAAAAACACCAGCAGGCAGCCAUGGCCGAUGUCCCUCUGACCCCCGAAUCCCGAGCCUCGGCCGACGACGAAACCAAGAACGACGCACAUGCACCGGCGUCGACUAGCUUCACUGCAAAACUGCCAGACCAGCAGAGGCCACCUGCACGCGCUUCCGGUGGGUAUCCAACACGGAAUGCUGCUUCUAACCACGUCAAUGGCCACGCCGCCGCCAAAGCUCGCACGCCCACCAAUGCCCGCGACGAGGCCAAGCCAGCCGCCAAUGGCGCCCAUCGCAAGCUGACGAUACCAACAUACCUGCCCCCGCCCUUUGUGCCCUCGAGCAAGGCAGGCACCCCAACGCCGCCCGUCGAUGGACGAGACGCCCCUCAUGCCGCUCUGCCUCGCCCGCCGCCGGGCUUCGCGCCCCAGCAGUUUGCGCCCUUCUUCCCCGGCCCUGCCCAGUAUCCCCCAGAGGCAGGAGCGCCCUGGCAUCUUCCGCCCCACACGCCUGCACCGCCCGAAGCCGCUUUUCAGAAGAGCGCCGACUACCGCCCCUCGCCUUUUCCCAACGGGCCCGCUCCCUACGCUGCCCCCUACAAUGGCCAUUUCUCGCCGCGAGAAGCCUCCUUGGCUGCAAACGGGACCCCCACAUCGCUCUCGCAGUCGCCAACCAAGGCACAGUUUGAGUCGAUGCCCGUCAAUGAGCAUCCCGAAGACCAGUCCGCGGCCCCUGUGCAUCAGGAUGGUGCUGCGCCGCCCGAGGAGCGUGUCGAGUCGUCGUUCGAGCUGGCAGGGUAUUUGUCUUCGCAGUUUGGCAAUCCCGAGCUCGCCGACUUUGUCCUUCAAAUCAGGUCUCCCGACUCGAUGCUCUUGUCCCUACCCAUCCACGGAAUCGUCGUCAUGCGCAGUCCUGUGAUUGCAGAAGCCAUUCAUUGCAGUCCCGCGCCUACUCAUCGCAGCCGGGAUACGCGCCCCGUGAUCCAUGUCCUGGCCCUGGACCCUUUGGCAACCCGCGACUCACUCGAGGAAGCCAUCAGGGUUUUGUAUGGUGCCCCACUCAUUCGCGCCCAAGGAUUCUUAUACGGACUCCCAUCAUCCAUGUACGACAACCAACAGACGUCUCCUUCGCCUGAGGCCCGCCGCCGCAUGCAGCAGGUUUUGGGCUACAUUGCUGCAGCAAGGACUUUGCAGAUACCCAGCAUGCAGGCCCGUGGCGUCGACACAGCCAGGCUGCUUCUGCGAUGGGAUACGGUGGAGCUUGUCUUGCAAUAUGCACUGCAAGCCAGCUCUAGAUUCCGUCCUAGACGCGAAGUCGCGGAUGUCGACGACCCAUUUAUCACAGCGCUCAUCAGCUGCGCCCUCGACUUCGUUGCAUUCGCAUUCCCGUUCAACUUCAAGCUGCAUGCAAUUGCGCCGGAGCUCAAGGAUGCGCCACGCCUACCGACGUUGUUGGAGUCUCGCCAGCCCGCGCACAAUCCUCGACUCAGCAAGAUUCGCUUCGGUGACGCGCCGCCCGAGGAUGAACUUCAGCCCAGCUAUCCAACUCUUGUUCUCUCAACCAUUCUCCUGUCACUCCCGCCUCCCCUGAUCGAGCGGUUAUUCAACCAAUUGGCUACGACGAACCGCAUUGGUUGGAAGGAGGUGGCAAAGCACCUUCGGGACGUUGUUGGUGAGCGCGAGAACCGACGGCAGAAGGCACUCCAAGGCCAUUUCAACCAGAUUGUCGACGGGUCUACACCUGCGGCGCUCUUCAACAAUGUCUAUGUCGAGGAGGGGUUGGAGCAGGUUGAGCCAUCACCGCUGCACCCAUCGGGAUACCGUCUGACGACGAAACGGGUUGGUAGUGAAGCUUGA
Messenger RNA from Exserohilum turcica Et28A, 2082 nucleotides. RefSeq lists its product as uncharacterized. The coding region runs from base 1 to 2082 and encodes 693 amino acids. The record is from RefSeq and is a predicted model, not a curated record. The transcript has 2 exons. Lineage: Eukaryota; Fungi; Ascomycota; Dothideomycetes; Pleosporales; Pleosporaceae.